Molecule: messenger RNA, 1626 nt
Organism: Fusarium pseudograminearum CS3096
Lineage: Eukaryota; Fungi; Ascomycota; Sordariomycetes; Hypocreales; Nectriaceae
Exons: 3
Coding region: 1-1626 (541 amino acids)
Biological process (GO): transmembrane transport
Molecular function (GO): transmembrane transporter activity
Source: RefSeq, a predicted model, not a curated record
AUGGAAAAAGACGGCAACGACGCGAUGGGCAAGGCCCACAACGUCGAAGACGCUGCGGUUCCCGGCGGCGGCGUACUUCUCUACGAGGAAAAUGGCCGAGCCUGUAACUUGCCUGUCCCGUCCUCCGACCCCAAUGAUCCCCUCAACUUUGGGGUCUGGCGACAGCGACUCGUCCUGGCGGCUGUCUGCAUGUACGGCAUCGCGGGCUUCGGUGUGAUCCAGUCCACUCCGCUCAUCUUUGGGAAUCUCAUUAGCGAAUACAAGAUGCAGACUCGCGGUACGUUCGACCCGGCUCGCAUUGCAGACCUUUCGAGUUAUCCAUCCCUUUGCAUGGGCUUGGGGAACUUUUUCUUUGUUCCCUUAUCUAUGGCCCUGGGCCGACGGCCUGCCUUCAUUCUAAGUAAUGCCAUUCUGGUAGCGUCUAUCAUCUGGGCCGCAAAGUCGCAGUCUUUCGAGUCACAUCUUGGCGCUCGAUGCCUGCAAGGACUCACCGCAGGCGUAUCCGAUUGUCUUCUACCCAUCAUCGUCUUGGACAUGUCUUUCCUCUACAAGCGUAGUGCGCGCCUUGUGGCAUACUGGGCUAUAACCGCUAUCGGCUCCUCGAUUCUACUGGUACCCGUACCGUUCAUUCUUCAGCACGCCGGCAAUAACUGGAGGCUAAACUAUUGGUUCUGGCUGGCCUUUGCCAUGUUCUCCUUGAUCGUGGUUGUGUUCUGCGUGCCUGAAACCCUCUUCGCCCGCCGUGCCGCCGAACUUGACGGCAGGGUUCACGCCACCGACGCAUAUGGAACUCACCGAGUCUUUGCUACAGCUGAGGCUGCUCGGAAUGCUGGCUUCGAUAUCGACAGUGCCCAAUCGGACGAAGUGCCCAAGGAUAUAUCCUAUAUGCGCCAGCUUGCGGCCUUUACCGUUCAGCCGUCUCCCUUUGCACGCUUUGCAGGAGCGUACAAGGACAUUUUCUUCUCUAUCCUGGUACCGGGUACUCUCUGGGCGCUACUCUUUAACAGCUUUGUCUUUGGUGGUCUCGUCGUGCUAAGUCUCACGUACGCCCAGCGUCUCGAGAUGCCGCCAUGGCAUUUUUCUCCGUCUGCAGUCGGGACGAUUCAAAUCGCAGCCGCCAUCGGAGCAACGUUCGGACUAGCUUACGGACAUGUGGCGGAGCCCGUAAGCCGUUAUUUGACCCGUCGCAACCAUGGCAUCCGUGAACCUGAGCAUGUUCUGCCCAAUUUCAUCCUACCCACGAUAAUCUGCUUCGUAGGCAUGAUAAUCUACGGCGUUGUUGGUUCAAGUCCCCAGAACUAUAGCUGGGUUGGGCUAUAUGCUGGCUUCGCACUCUUCUACUUUGGCUUUUGUGCUAUUUCAGCCGUGACGGGUGUUUGGCUAGGCGAGCUGCUUCCGCACAUGUCAGGCCCUGCGAUUGUCAUGACAUGCGGAGGGAGAAACGCCCUCUCGUUCGGUUACAGUCACUCAUUUAAUUCUUGGAUGAGCGGAAUGGGCUUUAGAGACACCUACAUUCUGUUUGGUGGUAUUCUUUGUGUCCUGGGAUUUCUUGCUAUACCUUUGUAUUUUUUCAACAUGCGUAUCCGUAAAGUCAUGCAGUAUAUUCCGUUUCUCCGCGCUCAUUGA